AUGUCUCCCUUCGUGGCAGUGGCUGCUGCUGGUUCCAUUCCCACCAAUGGUCAGGUGCUACCUGAACAACCAGACUACUUGAGUGUUCUGGAUGAUGAGGGCAGUAACCUGCGACAACAGAAGCUUGACAGACAGCGCGCAUUACUGGAACAGAAGCAAAAGAAAAAGCGGCAGGAGCCUCUAAUGGUCCAGUCAAAUGUCGACAGUCGAUCACGGACUCGGCGAAUGAAGCAAUCAGAAGAGCAGGCCCCUCUGGUUGAAUCUUACCUUAACAGUAACAGCAGUACCAUUUACCAUGGGAUUGAUGGUCCUGCUGCCUUUCAGGAUGAAGCUCAGGAGGUUGGAAGUCAAAUUCAGAUUCUCACUGUUGGACAGUCCAGCAAUGACGGAGAGGUUGAUACAGACACUGCAGCCAGUGUGCAACAAACAAUAAAGCAGGAUCUUCGAGUAACAAUGCAGAAAAAGGGUAUUUCUAGCAGUAUGAACUUUGAUGAGGAAGAAGAUGAAGAAGAUGAAGACAGCUCUAGCUCUUCUCAGUUGAACAGUAACACCAGGCCUGGAUCAGCUUCCAGUAAAAAAUCUAAUAAAGAAGCUGCCUCAGUCUCUACUCCUCCGGGAACUGAUGCUCUAAUAGAUGUGGAUGACCUUGAGGAGUUUGCUGUGAGACCUGCUCCACAAGGAGCCACCAUUAAAUGCCGAAUCACAAGAGAUAAGAAGGGAAUGGACCGUGGAAUGUAUCCUACCUACUACCUCCACCUGGAAAGGGAUGAUGGGAAAAAGGUGUUCUUAUUAGCAGGAAGAAAGCGAAAGAAGAGCAAAACAUCAAAUUACCUCAUCUCUAUAGACCCUACUGACCUAUCACGUGGUGGCGAGAGCUUUAUUGGCAAACUCAGAUCAAAUCUAAUGGGCACCAAGUUUACAGUCUAUGAUAAUGGAGUGAAUCCGGAAAAAGGAAGUUCAAGCCUAGAUGCAAGUAACUUACGCCAAGAACUGGCAGCUGUUUGCUAUGAAACAAAUGUUCUGGGUUUCAAAGGACCUCGGAAAAUGAGUGUAAUCAUUCCUGGCAUGAACAUGGAUCAUGAAAGAGUGUCCAUCCGGCCUCGCAAUGAACAUGAAACUUUGCUGGCAGGAUGGCAGAACAAAAACACAGAGAGUGUAAUUGAGCUACACAACAAAACUCCAGUAUGGAACGAUGACACUCAAUCCUACGUCCUUAAUUUCCACGGCCGAGUUACACAGGCUUCUGUGAAGAAUUUCCAAAUUAUUCAUGACAAUGACCCGGAUUAUAUAGUGAUGCAGUUUGGCCGUGUGGCUGAAGACAUCUUUACCAUGGACUACAACUACCCAAUGUGUGCAUUGCAAGCAUUUGCGAUUGCUCUCUCAAGCUUCGAUAGUAAACUAGCUUGUGAAUAAUUGGAACAAUGGAAGUGUCAUACCGAAGGAGCAACAUGUGUUUGAAGGACAAGCUUGCUUUUUUUGCUUUGACAUAUUGGUUGCAGAUCAUAAGACAUAAUUCAUCGCACAUUUUGUUGUAAGUUUACAGGAUGAUUAAAAUCGCAUCAGGGUUCUAAAUCCAGUGUAGGACCCAUUUUAAAUAUUUUAAUGAGGCUUGUGCCUGUUUUGUUUUUUUUUUAAAACGGGCAUAGUUCUUUGCAUGGUCCGUAAGGCAUCACUGUCGCGGUAAUUUUGUGUGGACCUU
Rhincodon typus (whale shark) is the source of this 1699-nucleotide messenger RNA. RefSeq names its product TUB bipartite transcription factor (gene tub). Bases 1 to 1413 code for a protein of 470 amino acids. Gene Ontology annotation, biological process: protein localization to cilium. Lineage: Eukaryota; Metazoa; Chordata; Chondrichthyes; Orectolobiformes; Rhincodontidae. The record is from RefSeq and is a predicted model, not a curated record. The transcript has 12 exons. Gene Ontology annotation, cellular component: cilium.